Heterostelium album PN500 is the source of this 1338-nucleotide messenger RNA. RefSeq names its product TMEM181/wntless family protein. Gene Ontology annotation, molecular function: toxic substance binding. NCBI's taxonomy places the organism in Eukaryota, Evosea, Eumycetozoa, Acytosteliales, Acytosteliaceae. The coding region runs from base 1 to 1338 and encodes 445 amino acids. The record is from RefSeq and is a predicted model, not a curated record. The transcript has 5 exons.
AUGAUGUUACAUCAUUUCAAAAAGAAACAUUUCAUUAUAAUGUCGGUUUCGUUUCUCUCUGUCUAUUUGGUGUUGCUUAUAAUCGGUGGUGUAGGACCACAAUACUCAAUAGUGAGAGAUGCAAAUCAACCAAUGACAGUUUGUUCCGGUUCUCCCAACAACUGCACCCUAACAAUCACACCAGCCACACCUGUCCUCACUUGGACCGACUCAAUCGGAGCACUCUCCAAAUCCAACAGAAAUCUAGCAUUAUAUACACAAAUCAAUUUAUUUGAUACAAAUUCUUCAAUAUCGAGUUUAAAAAUACCAAUGAGAAUAAAAUUGGUUGGAGUAGAUUCUGAAAGACAAUAUGAUGUCAGUACGACGAAUCAGACGUUUCCAACACAAUGUAGUUCCAGACAGUGUCAGUCGUUUUUGGUGGUCAACGAGAUUGGUGUUGAUUAUCCAGCGUAUACAGUGACUAUCGAUCUGUUUGGUUUCGAUAACAUCACAUCGGUCGAACAGAUAGACUUUACAUUCCAGUAUGUCAAUUCAUCGUAUGCACUCUUUGAGAUGCUCGUUCGUUUGAUAUUCGUAAUCAUCACAGUCUGUGCAUUUGCAGGAUUUCUCUUUAGCCUCAGGAAAUUCAAUUGGAGACAAUGGACAACAGAACAAAGAUUUAUGGUUCUUAUAUUGCCCGCAUUAUUCUUUUUCAACAUAACAUCAGGUGUUGGAGCAUUGAUGAUUGACGACUUUUUCAAAACUAUUUUUAUUUCAGUAUUGUUUUACUUUUGGUUUGUUAUAUUCGAUGGAAUUAGAAAGAAUGGAACAGAGUAUAGUUAUAUAAAGUUCUAUGUUCCAAAGAUAGUUUUAGCAGUUUCAUUUUUCUUGUCGAGUUUAGUAACGAUGAGUAUUUUCGAAUAUAAACAAAAACAUGAUCCACUAUCAAUCAAUCCUUCAUAUACAAUGAUUAUAUUCGGUGUUAUUUCAGCAAUUAUUAUGAUAGUAUUCUUAUUUUAUAUAGUUUAUUUAAUUGCCAAAGGAUGGAUAACUACAAAGACACUACCUUUCAUCAAUAUUAAGCUGAGGUUAUUGCUGUUGCUCAGUGUCUUUGUCAUUGCGGCACUCGGACUUGGCAUUCUAUUCAGUUGGAUCGAUUCAACCGGUCGCAAUGCCAUUCAAUUCUUCUCAUACUCUGGAUUGGUCAAUCUCUAUAUAUUCGCACUGACCAUUCUCUACCUGCCACAUCCAAACUCUGACAUGUUGUAUCAAAACUUGAAUAGAGACGGUGCUGAACUACCUCAUCUUAGAUUAGAUAAAGAUAAAGAAGAGGAAGAAUUCAACGAAGUUUAUCUAUAA